UGUACGCGUCACUCACACCAUAUAACAACUCAACGGACAAAAUCUCUUAUCUUUCUCCCUAAUUUCUCUCGUUCAGUUUAGUUUGGAGAAACAACGACUCUGGAACACAAACACCCAUCUCAUCUCUUAGUUGCUAAUCUUUCUUUUAGAAUCCCCUCAAAAGUUGUCAUAAACUUUUCUUUAUGGGGCAAAGUCUGAAUUCAAUGAUCCACCACCCACUUCAUCAGCAAAAAUCCAAAGACGAACUCCUCUUUCAAUGUGUCAGUACCGGCAACGUUGACGCCAUCAAAGCCCUUCAUCUCCAAGGCGCCAAUCUUGAGUGGAUUGACGGAGAAGGCAAGACCCCACUGAUUGUAGCAUGCAUGGACUCUGGCCUUAUCAAUGUUGCAAACACUCUUAUUGAACUUGGUGCCAAUGUCAACGCUUACCGUCCUGGUCGUCAUGCUGGAACCCCUUUGCAUCAUGCAGCCAAAAGGGGAUUGGAACCAACUGUUGGGUUACUUCUCUCUCACGGAGCCAAUGCUCUUGUGAGAAAUGACGACUGUCAUACUCCACUUGAUGUUGCAAGAAUUAAGGGGCAUACAAUUGUCGUUCGUACAAUUGAGAGUCAUAUUUCCUAUUUCUCUGGCUGGCUACGGGAGCUUUACGGUCCAGGUUUUCUCGAAGCAUUAGCUCCUCAGCUGUUGUCGAAAAAAAUUUGGGCUGUUGUUAUACCUUGUGGUUCUGGUAAUCCCACGAAGCCUCAUAGAUUUGAGCUUGCCAUGUAUCCUACUUUGCAGGAUGCUCAGCCUUGUACAGUCAUCAACCUUUGGAAUGCCAAAGUUGAUGAACCUAAAUUUCACCAACGGGAUCCUGCACUCACCAUAUUUGACAAGUCUACUAGUAUUCGGUAUAAGCUUGCAUCUGCUAAUGAGGGUGGCAAACAGCAGCUUCAGUGGUUAUAUAAUGCAUGCCGAGGAAUUCCCCAGUUUCAGGUUAUGCCCUCCACAGUGUCUCAUAGCUCUGCACCCUCAAUUCCAAUGAGUGCACAUCAAACCACAGAAGCUACAAAACCAGGAAUUGCAAAUGGCCACCAGAAGGCUGAAGCAAUUAAUGCAAAUGGUUGGGACAAUCCUAUGAGUUCUGAUGCUCACAACGGAUGGGGCCUGGCUUCACAUUCAGGCACUAGCUGUAGUGGGUGGACAGGUGAACCUGCUAAAGAAGAAUACAAUGGGUGGGAUGUGCCUGAUUCUGGGCCAAACAGUCAAGUUGUCCAGACCCAUACUAACCCUGCCCCUUCUGUCGACACAAGUAGUGGAAUUUCCACAUCAGUUCCCUCAGCCCCACCACUUCCAGAGGAGAUGUCAAAUGAAGGGCCAAUCCACUAUCCAUCAGUUGAAAGCAGUCCCGUGCGCCUGUAUACUUCUCCUGUAGAGGCAGCAGUUCUGUGACAAGUAAGUUAAAGAAUGAAGGCACAUUACUAACAGAUGACAUAAAAGAUGAAGGUACAUCUUCCUCAUGUGUAAUAUGUUGGGAAGCUCCAAUAGAAGGGGCGUGCAUUCCCUGUGGUCAUAUGGCUGGUUGCAUGACAUGUUUAAAUGACAUAAAGGUCAAGAAGGGUGUUUGCCCUGUUUGCAGAACCAAGAUUAAUCAGAUUAUAAGAGUGUAUGCUGUCUAAUAAGGCAAGUCAAAAAGAUAUAUCAGGAAUUUUUUUGUAAAAUAUUGGAUUUAUUUGUUGAAAUACGAUACCUAAGCUUUUACUGAUA
This is a messenger RNA of Mangifera indica (mango), 1745 nucleotides long. RefSeq names its product probable E3 ubiquitin-protein ligase XBOS34. Gene Ontology annotation, molecular function: protein binding. The record is from RefSeq and is a predicted model, not a curated record. The coding region runs from base 183 to 1430 and encodes 415 amino acids. NCBI's taxonomy places the organism in Eukaryota, Viridiplantae, Streptophyta, Magnoliopsida, Sapindales, Anacardiaceae. The transcript has 9 exons.